GCGGAAUACUAAAAACUGGUAUUUGAAGCCAACCCCAUAAAAGGUGCCGCGAAUCUCUCAGGUUUGUGAAUACCAAAAUUGAAACUCUCCUCUCAUCUCUCUCGCAUGAACCACAACUAGGUUGCCCUUUUCUCUUUUCGCUUUUCUAUUCCCAACACUUUGCACACUCAAAUACUAUCAAAUUUCACAUUACUAUAACAAUAACAACCUGAAGAAAAGAGUAUCUAGCUAGGGAAAGCCUAUACUUUGAGAGAGAGAGAGAGAGAGAAAGAUAUCAACCUUUUGAUAAUCUCUUUCAUGCUAUACAUAAAAUAAAAAAGAGAGGUGGGUUUAUUGGGAAGUGAAAAAAAAAAGAAAAAAGAAAAAAGAAAAAGCAUGGAGCAAGAGAUGCCGAUGGUGGACAUAGAGGCUCAAGCUAACAAGAAGACAGAAAUAGAAGCCCCAGCCAUCUUUAAGAAAGCCAACCGGCCUGUUACGUUGAAGUUUGAGGACGUUGUUUACAUGAUCAAAAUUAAUAAAGGCGGAUUACUUAAGAAGAGCAAAAAUUCUGAAGAGAAAAUGAUCUUGAAGGGUAUCACAGGCAUGGUUCAACCUGGAGAAGUUCUGGCCAUGCUUGGCCCUUCUGGCAGUGGCAAAACAACAUUGCUGACUGCACUGGGUGGCCGCCUUGGUGGACGGCUUGCUGGAACCAUAACCUACAAUGGCAAGCCCUUCUCGAAUGCAAUGAAGCGAAACACUGGAUUUGUUACACAAGAUGAUGUUCUUUAUCCCCACUUGACAGUGACAGAAACACUUGUGUUUACUGCUCUUCUCAGGUUGCCUAAUAGCCUGAGUAAAGAAGAGAAAGUCCAGCAUGCAGAAGCUGUGAUAACUCAACUUGGUUUAACUAAAUGUAUUAAUAGCAUUAUUGGAGGAGAACGAUUGAGGGGGAUUUCUGGGGGAGAGAGGAAAAGGGUUAGUAUAGGACAAGAAAUGCUCAUAAACCCUAGUCUGCUAUUUUUGGAUGAGCCCACUUCAGGUCUUGACUCAACAACUGCUCAAAGGAUUGUAUCCACAUUGUGGGAGUUAUCAAAUGGAGGAAGAACAGUUGUUAUGACCAUACACCAGCCUUCAAGUAGGCUAUUUUACAUGUUUCAUAAGGUUUUACUGUUAUCCGAAGGUAACCCUUUGUAUUUUGGAAGGGGAUCAGAAGCAGUGGACUACUUUUCCAGCAUCGGAUAUUCCCCAAUGGUUGUCAUGAAUCCUGCAGAUUUUCUCUUAGAUCUUGCAAACGGUGUAUCCUCGGAUGAUUCACAUGAGGAUCAAAAUAAGAUUAAGCAGACUUUGGUAUCCGCCUAUAAGAUUAAUCUUGCUGACAAAUUGAAGGUAGAGCUUCAAGAACUUAGAAGCAGUCAAUAUCAAGAUGGAUUAGAUGACAAGCAAUUUGGCAAGUGGUCCACAGCUUGGUGGCAACAAUUUUCUGUUUUGUUUACAAGAGGGGUCAAAGAGAGAAAGCAUCAGUCAUUCUCCGGCCUCAAGAUCGGUCAGGUCCUGGUUGUAGCUGUUCUUUCAGGACUACUAUGGUGGCAAUCUGAUGAUGCCCACCUACAGGAUAAGAUUGGACUGCUCUUCUUCGAAUCAGGAUUUUGGGGCUUCUUCCCUCUAUUUCAAGCUAUAUUUACCUUCCCUCAUGAGCGUAGGAUGCUUGAAAAGGAGCGUUCGUCUGGCAUGUACAGGCUCUCAUCAUACUUCAUGUCAACAGUCGUUGCUGACCUCCCCAUGGAGCUUAUCCUUCCCACAGUUUUUGUUGUCAUAACUUAUUGGAUGGCUGGCCUCAAAUCCUCAUUUGUAAACUUUGUGCAAACCUUGGUUGUCCUACUGCUCAGCGUAUUAGUAUCUCAAGGCUUAGGUCUUGCCAUUGGUGCUACGAUAAUGGACCAAAAGUCUGCCACUAUAUUAGGAUCAGUCAUCAUGCUGACAUUCCUUCUAGCUGGUGGAUUCUAUGUUCAACAUGUGCCUUCCUUUAUAGCUUGGAUCAAAUACAUUUCCAUUAGCAAUUACACCUACAAGCUCUUGAUAGGGUCUCAAUACAAACCUAGUGAAACAUACCCCUGCAAUAGUAAAGGUGGGUUUUGUUUGGUAGGGGAGUUUCCAGCAAUAAAGCAAGUGGGGCUAAGUGGGCAAGCCAUUGCUGUUGUUGCUUUGGUGAUUAUGCUAGUUGGGUACAGGCUCAUGGCUUAUGUUGCCCUCAUGAGGAUUGGGGUGACAAAGAAAGUAGAGUAGACAAUAAUUAUUUUGUCCUAUUUAAUCCAAAUGUAUGCAAUAAUGUUACUCAAGUUGAUUAACGGAAGAUACAUUAGAUGAAAAAUACAUAUAAAUUAGAGAAGGAUUUUCUUUUUGAUUGCAAAUGUGCUUCUUUUGUUUUUUGUUGGCUGACAGAAAUAGAAUUGAGGCAAGAAGCUUUGGAGAA
Messenger RNA from Quercus lobata, 2449 nucleotides. RefSeq names its product ABC-2 type transporter family protein (gene ABCG9). The record is from RefSeq and is a predicted model, not a curated record. The transcript is spliced from 4 exons. Gene Ontology annotation, molecular function: ATP binding; ATP hydrolysis activity; ABC-type transporter activity. Gene Ontology annotation, cellular component: plasma membrane. Lineage: Eukaryota; Viridiplantae; Streptophyta; Magnoliopsida; Fagales; Fagaceae. Bases 376 to 2262 code for a protein of 628 amino acids. Gene Ontology annotation, biological process: transmembrane transport.